Megalobrama amblycephala (Wuchang bream) is the source of this 3672-nucleotide messenger RNA. It is a transcript of the gene rtn4b, whose product is annotated as reticulon 4b. The transcript has 9 exons. Gene Ontology annotation, biological process: endoplasmic reticulum tubular network formation; neuron differentiation; brain development. Lineage: Eukaryota; Metazoa; Chordata; Actinopteri; Cypriniformes; Xenocyprididae. The record is from RefSeq and is a predicted model, not a curated record. The coding region runs from base 151 to 3069 and encodes 972 amino acids. Gene Ontology annotation, cellular component: postsynaptic density; neuron projection.
CGAUUCUAGUCAGCGGUAUCAAUAUUCCGCUUAGUCACUUUCGAGGAGUCUGUUAACUUCAGCUGUCUCGAGGCGCGGCGUCUGCUCUCCUCCUCACUGUCUCGUUUCAUCUCCAGCCCAACACACUGGAAUAUCAAGCACAGCUUCCAAAUGGAGGAAUCAGACAAAGUUUCAUCCACUGCACCUGACGAAGCUCCGCACGAUGCUGCCCUGAAUGAAGCCGCUGCAGGCGGGCAGACACGGACAGACGCGCGGAACGAGGAGGAGAUGACCGAGAAAACCGGUUCUCCGCAGACUACUGAGGUAACUAGUACUUCACAGACUACUGAGGUAACUAGUUCUCCACAAAUAACUGAAGAAACUAGCACUUCACAAACAACUGAGGAGACUAAAGUUAGUACUUCACAGAUUACUGAGGUAACUAAUAACGUUAGUCCACAGACAACCGAGAAAACUGGUGCUCCACAGAGAGCUGAGGAGACUAACGUUAGUUCUCCACAAACAACUGAGGUAACUAGUACUUCACAGACAAAUGAGGAGACUAGUGCUCCACAGAUUACUGAAGAAACUAGUGCUCCCCAGACAACCGAGGAGACUAAAGUUAGUACUUCACAGACAACUGAGGUAACUAAUAGUCCACCAAUAACUGAGGAGACUAGUACUUCACAGAUUUCUGAAGAAACCAGUGCUCCACAGACAGCUGAGGUAACUAAUAACGUUACUCCACAAAUAACCGAGGUAACUAGUACUCCUCAGAUUACUGAAGAAACUAGUAUUUCACAGACAACCGAGAAUACUAGUGCUCCACAGAUUGCUGAGGAGAUCAGUGCUCCACCGAGAGCUGAAGACACCAGUCCUCCGCAGAUAACCGAGUUAACUAGUCCUCCAGAGCCGGCGGAGGAAAGCGCUGCUCCAGCUGAAGGGAAGCGCGGCAGCACAGAGGCAGAGGUGACAUCUACUUCACAGACGGAUGAAGUGAUCGCCGCAGAGGCGACAGAAGAAACAUCACCCCAGCAGACUGAAGCGCGAGAGGACAGCGUUACUCCUCCGGCGUCGGCGGCGCGCGUGACUCCAGCAGCGGAGGUGAGCAGCUCGUGCGCGGCUCAGACAGUCUCGGAGAGCCGCAGAGAUCUCUCAUCUGAAGCGCCUGAGGAGGAGGAGGAGGCACACCCGCACACUCUUCAUCCAUCACCAUCCCAUGAUCCCGAACCUUCUGCUGCUCCUGCCGUCGCUCCUGCGCUCUUUCAGCCUCCGUUUCCAUCAGACCACUGGGAUUCUCCAUCUGUAGCUUCACAGGCCACCACUGAUCUCACUAUGGAUUCACUGGGACAUAAAGACUCGGCGGGACUCGACCCGGAUGUGCUAAGUCAGUCAGAUGACGACUUCAUGUCUGAAAUGAAGAAGAGUCUCCUUCAGGCGUUCUCCCCUCUUAACGACGGUCUCGGGGAAAGGUCCGUGGAGGUGUCCGACAGUCCGUCUCCAGACCUGGUCCAAGAUGCAUAUGAUGGAGAUGACGUUCACGCGCAGACCAGAGAAAUUCAACAGGAGGCUGGAGUGGACGCAGCGCUCUCCCUUUCAUACGCUUCAGAUGUCAACACCAUGUCUGAUGACCGGCCGACGUCUCUCCCAGAUAUCUUGAAAUCUUCUCCGAUGAACCCUGAGAAAGAGGACUCGGGCUCCUCAGAAGAAAGCCCUGAUUUCAGCCCUGUUCAUAGAAGUGUGAACGAGUCCGCUAAUUCCCCGUUCUCUGUGUCUGCCAACAGUCUGCUUGAAUUUGACUCCAAGAUUUUGCUGCUGAAGGAGAUGACCGAGGUCACGGAGGCGAAAGCUGCAGAAAAGGCUAAGCUGGAAGCGGAGAAGAACUCGGAGCAAAGUUUUGCUGCUUUCGAUCUUGUGAAAGAGACCGAUGUGCCUGCAAAGAGUGAUGGUCUUCUGAAGGACAAGGAUGGUGUGGAGGUGUUAAGCCAGACUUCUGUUAAGACGACGAGCAAAUUUGAACAUCUCAACUUCCCAUCGGGAAAGGCUCAAGAACACUGGGAUUCUGAGAGUCCGUCUGCAGACUCCUUCUCGCCGGUGUUGGACGCAGUGACACAGAAACCGCUGAGCUUCACCGCGGAGCAGGAGCGGCGAGCCGCAGACGAGGCGUCCGAGCAGGAGGUCUCGUCUGAAGAGUUUGAGUUUGUUGAGAGGCCGCCUCAAGGUGCCGUGGAGGAAUUUCUGGAAAUGCAGGACAGCCUGACGUUUGUUAAACCAUCGGAAGUGCUUCUGGAUGAAGACAGAUCUCCUGAACCGGAGGAUCCAGCGCCUGUAGCCAAUCAAAGCUCUUACCAUCUUCUCAACCAGGCGUCAGACAAAUCCUCCGCCGCGAGAGGAAAGGCAGGCCUGGAAUCUGAUUUCCAAGAUACUCCAGUAAUCUGUCCUCCAGCGGAUAAAGCUGGAGCCGGGAAGCAGGAAGCUGAAGGCGAAGAAGGAAGUCAAAUGUCAGAUCUGAGAGCGGCAGCAGUGCUGGAUCUGCUGCACUGGCGGGACGUGAAGUCGAGCGCGCUGGUCUUCGGCUCCAGCCUCUUCGUCCUCCUCUCCCUCACCUGCUGCAGCAUCAUCAGCGUUCUGUCCUACGCCGCGCUGGCUCUGCUGUCCGUCACCGUGACCUUCAGGAUAUACAAGGGAGUCCUGCAGGCCAUCCAGAAGUCUGAUGAAGGACAUCCGUUCAAAUGGUUCCUGGAGAAGGACGUUGCUCUGUCCAGAGAGGCGGUGCAGAAGCACAGUGACGUCGCUCUGAGCCGGAUCAACGGCGUGCUGAAGGAGCUGCGGCGUCUGUUUCUGGUGGAGGAUCUGGUCGACUCUCUGAAGUUCGCCGUGUUGUUGUGGAUCUUCACGCAUGUCGGUUCCUGGUUUAACGGACUCACGCUUCUCAUUCUCGGUCUGGUUGGAGCGUUCAGCGGCCCGAUAAUCUACGAGAAGCAUCAGACUCAGAUCGAUCAGUUCAUUUCCACGGUGAGCGGCCAGAUGAAGGGUGUCUUGGGGAAGAUUCAAGCGAAGGUUCCUGGAGCCAAGAAGAAGCCGGAGUGACGCAGAUCUGCUCUUCACACUCAUCUCUGUCUCUGUCUCUGUCUGUCUGUUUUUUUUCUUUCAGUUUGAUCACAUGACUGCAUCAUCAUCAAGUUGCUCCAAUGCUGGUUGCAGAAUAAAUGAAAUAUCUUGUUUAAUAAUGCCAUCUGUCUGAGAACCGUGUCGCUCUGCACCGCGAGGACGUCUGUAGAUACUUUCUUUGAUAAUGAGGGAAAGUUGAAUCGUACCAUUAAUGGCUUUUUGUGGUGUUUUAGUUCCUAUGACUGUGAUUUUACUGUUCCAGUGUUGAUUGACUGGAGAGUUUCUCCAUCAUGUGUCAGACUCGGUAAUCUGUGCUAGACAGGAGUAGAUAUCGCCACGUCACCUGACCUGCAGGAACUCCUCUGGACGAACACGUUUACAUGCGACUUCCCUGAAAAGAAGUUAUUGUAUUUAAAUCUAUUUAUCUCUGGACCCGAUUCCUAAAGCUGCACUUGAAUAUCCCACGAGAGCCGAGCAUCGUUUGCUGUGCCAAUAACUGUGAAUGAAACGCGUCCGGUUGUUCUCAACUCUGUGGAAUGCAUUUUGACAUGUUAAUGAGUACCAAUAAAGCUUCGAACUGAA